AUGUUCACACCUACCUUCCGCGGCCUCUUCACGAGGCUUCCAUCGACUACUCCUCUCUCCAGCCUCUUCUAUGGCCCAUCACCAAGUCGGACUGCUGCCGCGACGGCUGUAGGAGCAUGUUCAUCGCCUUUAUUCUCCACACCUGUUUCUCGGCAGAUACAUACCACGACUCCUCAAAAUGCGAGGAUCGGUGGCGGAAAAGGUUCUAGUGCUAAAGGUUCAGGCAGCAAAGGCUCUGGGAAGAAGAAGCGCAAGGGAGGGAAGGGCGAUGGCCCGGAUCCCAGAAUCAUGAACCUGAAAGCUUCAAUGCCCCGUGCCGUUCCCGCCCCUCUGAGAUUCGCGCGAAACCGUGCGCUGCGUCACUGGACUAUUCAUCGCGCCUGGUUAUUGUACCAGCGCAAGGAGCGGGAUAGGGAGGCGCACGAACUGGAGCGGAUGUAUCAAUCGAUGCAUAAUGCCUGCGAGGAAUUGCGCAAGACUAGUGGGCCUGGCACGCGGGACGAGGGAUACUUGUAUCGUGUGGCUAUGGAAAAGAAAGGUGUAUACGGGCACAACAGCAUCCCGAUCGAGUAUGCGAGACCACAGACGGAAACACCGGCUCGCGAGCCUUGGAAUCACGGCUGGACCCGGUGA
Molecule: messenger RNA, 633 nt
Organism: Daldinia childiae
Lineage: Eukaryota; Fungi; Ascomycota; Sordariomycetes; Xylariales; Hypoxylaceae
Product: putative ring finger domain protein
Exons: 2
Coding region: 1-633 (210 amino acids)
Biological process (GO): mitochondrial translation
Molecular function (GO): structural constituent of ribosome
Source: RefSeq, a predicted model, not a curated record